Aspergillus heteromorphus CBS 117.55 is the source of this 858-nucleotide messenger RNA. Its product is annotated as 3-hydroxyacyl-CoA dehydrogenase family protein. Gene Ontology annotation, biological process: fatty acid metabolic process. The record is from RefSeq and is a predicted model, not a curated record. Gene Ontology annotation, molecular function: NAD+ binding; oxidoreductase activity, acting on the CH-OH group of donors, NAD or NADP as acceptor. The coding region runs from base 1 to 858 and encodes 285 amino acids. Lineage: Eukaryota; Fungi; Ascomycota; Eurotiomycetes; Eurotiales; Aspergillaceae. The transcript has 6 exons.
AUGACAAGAUUAGCGAACGCCGUUACUCUCCUCGGCGCGGGCACUCAAGGCUCGCGCCUCGCCUACAUGUGGUCACGCCUUGGGAAACCAGUCUAUCUCGUCGACAAGAGCUCAAGCCAACUUACGCAGGCAUCGUCUGCCGUCCACGAUAUGCGAGAAAGAAACCCACCCGAGCGGGAAGGAAAGUUGAUUCGGCUUGAUACGGAUAACAUGGAAAAGGCCCUCCGCAACUCUUGGUUGACGAUCGAGUGUAUCCCAGAGGACCUCCAACGCAAACGGGCCGUAAUUAAAGAGCUCGAUACCAGAACUGACCCGGAGACAAUCAUUGCGACCAAUUCCAGCAGUUACCCGAUCUCAGAUAUCGUUAAGGGGUUGUCUUUGAAGGCGGAUGAUCGGCUUGUCAACUUGCAUGCUUUCUGGCCACCAGAAACACAAGCCCUCGAGAUCAUGGGCACCGAAAAAACCCGACCUGACAUAAUCCCUCUUCUCAUGAAAGAGACCCAAAGACACGGGUUCAUGCCCUUCCACGUCAAGAAACACUCCACGGGAUACAUGUUCAAUCGCAUCUGGGCUGCAAUCAAGCGGGAGACCCUCUUGGUCCUAGAGGAGGGUAUCGCGACCCCGAAAGAAGUAGACCAGAUCUGCAAGGCCGUGCUGAAAACACCCCUGGGGCCCUGCGAGCAGAUGGACAUUGCCGGCCUGGACGUCAUCCUCGACAUCGAGAAGCAUUACGCGCAGGAAAGAAGUGGGAUCCCCGAAGGACCCCGGCGGCUGCUGAAGGAAAUGGUCGGGCAGGGAAACUUGGGAGUGAAGUCUGGAUCUGGAUUCUUCAAGUACAACAACUCCGUCAAAACCUAA